UAUACUGAUCGUGAGUCAACCUUCUUGUUAGGAGAAGAGUCAACUAAUAAAGCCAGCUGUAGUUUUUCGUUAAUAUGUCAUUUAACAGUAAUAUUAUUUGUUUAUACCUUUAAAAAACAAUGGAUAAUUUAAAAUUUGUACAAAUAUCGCUUAUAUUUGUCGUAUUGAUUUGUAUUGAUGCUGCUUUUGCUUUAAACAGAUGUUAUGCUUGUCGUUCGAGGGGUGAACUGGGUAGUUGUAAAGAUCCAUUCUUAUUUAAUGCAACACAGGCUGAACAAGAAAGGGGUAUAGAACUAAUACCCUGUGCAUCAGGAUGGUGUGGUAAAAUGAUAGAAGCAGAAAACGAUGUAAAAGAAGAAUACGGUGUCGUACAUCAGAGAAAUUGUUUCCAAAGAGGACCUUCUGACAGUGAAGACAGGUGUGCUUACACAAAAUUCAAAUCCAGAAAAGUGUACAUGUGCUUUUGUAAAGGUGAUUUGUGUAAUUCGAGUUCUAAUGUGACUGUUAAUAAAUUUGUUUUUAUUUUCUCUGCAAUUAUUGCUUCUAUGUCCUUUAAAUGUUAUUUCUUAAUUUAAAACAAAU
This is a messenger RNA of Agrilus planipennis (emerald ash borer), 582 nucleotides long. RefSeq names its product protein quiver (gene rtv). Lineage: Eukaryota; Metazoa; Arthropoda; Insecta; Coleoptera; Buprestidae. The coding region runs from base 120 to 575 and encodes 151 amino acids. The record is from RefSeq and is a predicted model, not a curated record. The transcript has 3 exons. Gene Ontology annotation, biological process: positive regulation of voltage-gated potassium channel activity; regulation of synaptic transmission, cholinergic; sleep.